CCUCCUUAGCCUGGAUCUCAAAGGAGACUCCGAGGGUAUAAAAUGCAGCAACUUAGUUCGGGAGCAUUUCCGAGACAGAGUUCCUCCGGUGCACUCUCUCCGCCUGAUCUCGCGGCAUUGAUUGGCCGAAAAUAUUGAUCACUGGAUCCAGAAGAAGUGCGUCUGGUCUCAUUCAGAGUUGAAGAGUUCCCACCGCCGCGUCUCUUGAGCCGGGCAGGAGUUCCUCCCUGCCGCGUCUCCUGCGCACCGCGCCAUGGCCGGGGACGGAGUGGACCAGCGCGCCCUGCAGUAUGAGCAGACUCUGAUGUAUGGGCGCUACACCCAGGAGCUGGGGGUGUAUGCCAAGGAGGAGGCGGCUCGCCUGCGGGAAGGAGGCCAGCGCCGCUCCGUCGGCCGCUCCUUGGACCUGCUGGAGUAUGACAAGGGACGCUGUGCCAAGUGUCGCAGGUCAGGGUAUCCUUGGGUCCUGGAGGCCCCAGCUCGGGACUUUAUAUCUGUCUGCACGGUGCGCUGCCAGAAGUUCCUGAUCUCGCGGGUGGGCGAGGAUUGGAUCUUCCUCAUCCUCCUGGGGCUGCUGAUGGCACUCGUUAGCUGGGCGGUGGACUUCUGCAUCGCCAUCUGCCUCCAAGCACAGAAGUGGAUGUAUGGCGGUCUGGACAGUAAUGUGUUCCUGCAGUACCUGGCCUGGGUCACCUACCCUGUGGUGCUCAUCACCUUCUCUGCUGGCUUCACCCAGAUCCUUGCUCCGCAGGCCGUUGGGUCCGGCAUCCCGGAGAUGAAGACCAUCCUUCGGGGUGUAGUGCUGAAGGAAUACCUCACGUUCAAGACCUUUGUGGCCAAAGUCAUCGGCCUCACCUGUGCUUUGGGCAGUGGCAUGCCCUUAGGCAAGGAGGGUCCGUUUGUGCACAUCGCCAGCCUGUGUGCAGCCCUCCUCAGCAGGUUCAUGUCACUGUUUGGCGGAAUCUAUGAGAAUGAGUCGAGAAACAUCGAGAUGCUGGCGGCGGCCUGUGCGGUUGGGGUGGGCUGCUGCUUUGCUGCCCCUAUAGGAGGGGUGCUGUUCAGUAUUGAGGUCACCUCCACCUUCUUUGCGGUGAGGAACUAUUGGAGAGGCUUCUUCGCAGCCACCUUCAGCGCCUUCAUCUUCCGGGUGCUGGCCGUGUGGAACAGAGACGAAGAGACAAUUACAGCCCUUUUCAAAACCCGCUUCCGUCUAGACUUCCCCUUCGACCUCCAGGAGCUGCCUGCCUUCGCUGUCAUCGGCAUUGCCAGUGGUUUUGGCGGGGCUCUCUUUGUCUACCUGAACCGACUCAUCGUGCAGUUCAUCAGAAAGCAGAAGGCUAUCAACAAGUUCCUCAUGAAGAAGCGCCUGCUCUACCCCGCCCUCGUCACUCUGCUGGUGUCCACCUUAACCUUCCCCCCGGGCUUCGGACAGUUCAUGGCCGGCAAGCUGACCCAGAAGGAGGCGCUGGUGACCCUGCUGGACAACAGGACGUGGGCCAAGCAAGGCAUCGCGGAGGACUUUGACUACCUGGGCCACCUGCAGGCCUGGCAGCACCCGCAGGUCAACGUGUUCGUCACACUGGUCCUCUUCAUCGUCAUGAAGUUCUGGAUGUCUGCCUUGGCCACCACCAUCCCCGUCCCCUGUGGCGCCUUCAUGCCCGUCUUUGUCAUCGGGGCGGCGUUCGGUCGUCUGGUGGGAGAGAGCAUGGCGGCCUGGUUCCCCGACGGCAUCCACACGGACGGAGUCAUCUACCCCAUCGUGCCCGGGGGCUACGCGGUCGUUGGUGCGGCCGCUCUGUCGGGGGCUGUCACCCACACGGUGUCCACGGCAGUCAUCGUGUUCGAGCUGACGGGCCAGAUCUCCCACAUCCUGCCCGUGAUGAUUGCGGUGAUCCUGGCCAACGCCGUGGCCCAGUCCCUGCAGCCCUCCCUCUACGACUCCAUCAUCCGUAUCAAGAAGCUGCCAUACCUGCCCGAGCUGGGCUGGGGACACCACGAGAAGUACAACAUCCGCGUGGAGGACAUCAUGGUGAGGGACGUGAGGUACAUCACCCUCAACUGCUGCUACCGGGACCUCCACAACGUCCUGCUCACCGGGAACCUCAAGACCCUCGCACUGGUGGAGUCUGCUGAGUCCAUGAUCCUGCUGGGCUCCAUCGAGCGGGCUCAGCUGCAGGCUCUCCUCUCCCAGCAGCUGGGCCGCGCGCGCCGCAUGGAGUACAUCCGGGAGAACGCCAUGGCCUUCAAGAAGUGCAUGUCUGACCCCGAGUCCCCGCCCCCUCCGCCCCCCGUGGAGGACACCAACAGCCAGCAGCGCCACUCAACCCAGGAGGUCCGCUUCCAGAUCACCACUGAGGAGUCCACUUUGAGUCCCACCCGACCCACCCCCCAGAAACCCCUCAAACCUGCCCUGAAGAGACCAUCAGUCGUAGACCGCCCCCCCGAGAUCCUCACCGCAAAUAAUGAUAACUCGGGCAUUGCUUUAAAGAACCUGUUUUGUGCCAACCCUGAUGCAGAAGCCUUGGAGUCCAACAACAACAACAUGGAACCGCCCACCUCCCCUGAACACAGGAGGCCCCCCAAACGGGUCCGGAUAUCCGUAGUGGAGCCCCCGCCCCACUUAAAGACUUACUUCUGGGACGACGGGGACACGGAGGACGACAUGACCAUCCGAGAGAUUGCAGAGUGGGAGGAGCAACAGCUUGAUGAACAGGUCAACUUCAGCAACUGCAAGAUCGACCCCGCCCCUUUUCAACUUGUGGAACGUACCUCACUGCAUAAGACCCACACCAUCUUCUCCCUGCUGGGCUUGGACCACGCCUACGUGACCAGCAUCGGACGGCUCAUCGGGGUGGUUUCCCUCAAAGAGCUGCGUAAGGCCAUCGAGGGCUCUGUGACGGUGAAGGGGACAAAGGUGCGCCCCCCGCUGGCCAGUUUCCGGGACAGCGGCACCAGCAGCAGUGAGAACGAGGCCACUGAGCUCCACAAGCUGUGGGACCGCCACAAGAGCAUGUCGCUCCCCCGCGAGCACACCCAGUCCGACUCAGACGAGAAAUCCCAAUGACGGGCCCGCUGAGAGGGGGAGAGGGAGCCAGCAUCGACUGCUACCCUUGAAAGCUGCCGACACAAAAGAAGAAAAAAAAGAAUCCUCAGGGUUUGGAUCGAUAUGUAAUUCUGGGAAAUGGAGUCAUCUUUUUUCUGCAGCUUGCCAGAGACCCCCCCCCCUCCUGUGUCCCCCUACUCUCUGUGUGUCUCCAUCCCCCUCCUCUGUGGCCCAGGGCCUGUCCCGGUGAGGUAACCAGGGGUCUGGCCCUGACUACAGACACUUGACACUCUUCGGUGGGGGGGAUUGACUACAGCCCAGAUUGUGCCCUGCUCUCCACUGGAGCCACGAGACCCUGCUGGAGAGGACAAGGGAAGACUACGUAGGGAGUGUUAGUGACCAGGGGUGUAUACAGGGUUAGAGUAGAAGUGGGGUGUCGUGGACUCAACCACCGUCUGACCAGCCUGACGUCUGUCCGUCGGCCUCGUGACCAAACUCUGAAACCGUCUCCCCGUCUGAACAAGUCUUCCAUUUGUGUUGCGAGGACAAACACAGAGUGAGUGUAUGUAUUGAGAGAAUGGACGAGUGUGUGCAUGUAGCAACACGGCUGUUUAUAAUAAGGUUUUUAUUAUUUUGUAAUUCAUUUGAACACGUUUUAGUCUUAUUAUAGCAGUUCUGUUUCACCAUCCCGACAGCUGGUAUGGCUGUAAUCUUAGUGGUGUGGCCCCGUCCUAGUUCAGGAGACAAGGGGGGUCCGCCUUCACUUCCAGACCCUUCUUAGUUCCAUCGUGAAGCAGGCUGGUCAAAGGAAACAGCCUUCUCGUCUUAAAGUCUCUCUCAUGUCUGGUUCCAAUGUAUGCAUAUGUACCUCCUACACACAUACACACACAAUCAGAGCUCUUAAGAAGCAUCAUAGGGCAGAGAGAGAGAGAGAGAGAGAGAGAGAGAGAGAGAGAGAGAGAGAGAGAGAGAGAGAGAGAGAGAGAGAGAGAGAGAGAGAGAGAGAGAGAGAGAGAGAUCUAUACCUAUGUUUAUAUCAAUAGAUAUACAGUAGUUUUAUAUAUAUAUAUAUAAAUCUCUUAUAUAGAGAUAGAUGGAUAUAUUGAUAUAUAUUUCAAUAUAGAUAUCAAUAUAUAUGUACCAAGGCCCUGGCAGCGAAGCGGCUCUUUGGGUCCAAGAGAAGAGGCUGGAUCUUCUAACAUCACCAUGCCAACCCUACCCCUGCCGUCCCAGUCCUCAGGUGUUCCUCCCCAUGACGGCCGUGUCUGUAUGGGAGCUCUCAGCGGAGUGCCUGGCUGGAGGAGGGCUGGAGGGAGGGAGAGAGGAACCAGGAGUAUAGCGCUCUUAAUAAUGGAUGUGCAGGGCGCUGGGCUCCUCCUCAAACGCUGCUCAUCCAGGGACAGGAGAAGGGCUCUCUCCUCUCGUCCUUAUAUCUCUCUCUUCCUCUUUCGCUCUCCAUUGCAGACCAGUCCCUGACUUGAGGAGCUUUUAAAGUCUCAGAUGGACUCUGUUUUCAAUUAUUUUAGCUCGGAUCUUUUCUUGUUUUAGAUGGAAUGGGUGAAGACGUCUUAUCAGCCCUGAUAUGUUGCUAUGAGGCCUUAAACCACACAACACACAUGCACAAAAUAUCUAUGUAGACGUGCUCAUCACGACAUGCAGGGACAUGUGAGACAGCAUGGCUUCAGCAUGUAGCACUGCAUGUGACUCAAGAGGCUGCAAGAUCCUCUCUAUGGCUGGGCAGAGCUCUCGACACUGAGGUGCAUGUCGGGGUGACAAGUAGUACCUCCAUUGAGCUUCUCAGCAUGAGACUGCUCUCAGAGUUAGACCGCUCUCACAGUGAGACUGCCAUCAGAGUGAGACUGCUCUCACAGUGAAACUGUUCUCCGAGUGAGUGUGCUCUCAGAGUGCGACGGCUCUCAUAGGGAGAAUGCUCUCAAAGUGAGACGGCUCUCACAGUGGGACUGCUCUCACAGUGGGACUGCUCUCAGAGUGAGUCUUCCGUUAGCCCGCUCCACGCGGUCUGACAGGCAUUUAUCAGUGUCUGGCCCCUUGGCUUGGGAAAAAAAUAUUUAUCAAUUUAAUAUAUAUAUAUUUAACACAAUUAAUUGUAAUAUAAGAUCCUAAUUUAAUGUCUUAACAGAUUCAAUGUGUUUUUUUGUCUCAUUUUCUCAUUUUUUGUAAAUUUUUUGUCUCAAAAUUUGUUUUUCAUGCCGUGUUCGAAAUUCCUGUCGUGUAUAGGGCAAAUUAACCUAGAGCAAAGAUGUCCACUUCCUGGAGCUGUAACAUAAAUAGUAUUGAUACUAUUAAUAAUACUGUCGUUAUGAUAUUGACGGCGCCGUGGUGCGUCGAGUGGAAGGAACUGUUGAGCUGUGUGGGGUCUGUCUGUGUACACUCCAAGUGCCUCUUCAUUAGCUGGGCUGCCUCUUCCUCUUUUUUUUACAUUGUUGUCGUUAGCAGGGAUUAGCAAUCACAAUGCUCGUUCUAUAGUCUUGCAUGUGAGCAUUUUGACAAGGCACACACAUGCACACUCACUCACUCUUCUUUCUGUUUUCUCAAACCCACACACUCUUACACACAUGCACUUAAGAUAAUGCGUCAGCGCCACAUUGCAAUUAUGCACGAUCUCCAUGGCAACAUAUCACCCACUCCCCACAUCAUUCCCUCCGCGCUCGCCCCUCUGCAGAGAUCCACUGGCAUGAUUCAAUUCUCCUCAAUGGUCCUUCUCCGGUUGAUGUUCAUCGGUCUGUGAUCUUUCUCUUUCGUCAACAUUUCAACUGUAAAAUGACACAUGGCAUAUUUGUGAUAUUUAUUAAUCAAUGAGUUGAAUUUGUGAUUCGAUUGUUUCCUUCCAUUCUAUGAUUUUCCUUUUUGUGGUAUGCGGUAUUAGAAAUACAUUUGUGCAAUAAUAAUUGUAACCCAAUUUAAAUUGAUAAUUUAACAUGAAUGCAAUAUACCUUCUUUUUUUUUACGAAACCUGAAAAGUGUAUAAAGAUAAAAUACAUUUUAGGUGAGGAGAUCCGAGGUGUGUGUGUGUGUGUGUGUGUGUGUGUGUGUGUGUGUGUGUGUGUGUGUGUGUGUGUGUGUGUGUGUGUGUGUGUGUGUGUGUGUGUGUGUGUGUGUGUUCAUGUGGGUGUGUGUGCGUGCGUGUGGGUGUGUGUGCGUGCGUGUGGGGUUGUGUGUGUGUUGUCUCCGUUGCAUGAGCCUAACACCAAGGUCAUACUAUUGUUCGGUACAAUCAAAGAAGUCUGUUGUGUGCAUCUUAGGGAGCUUUGGGGACCCCUGGUUCCACUCCUAUUUUCGGGGGGACUGCACGCUUUCCCAGGACCCAUCAUGCUUUGAUGCCUGUGCCAACUCAUGCAGCGCUAGGGGCCCUGGUCAAAUGUCCCCUGAACCCCUGGUUGUACAUCCUAGGCCAUUGAACUAUUUUAACUCAAGAGGGACAAUACAUAACAGAAGAAAAAAGAGACAGAAAAAAUGGUAUUUUUUACAGACAAUUUAAACAAUGUUUUGUAUAACUGGAAUGAAUAAAGACAUUUUAACAACA
This is a messenger RNA of Gadus macrocephalus (Pacific cod), 6587 nucleotides long. RefSeq names its product chloride channel, voltage-sensitive 2b (gene clcn2b). The record is from RefSeq and is a predicted model, not a curated record. Gene Ontology annotation, molecular function: voltage-gated chloride channel activity. Gene Ontology annotation, cellular component: membrane. The transcript has 26 exons. The coding region runs from base 254 to 3064 and encodes 936 amino acids. Gene Ontology annotation, biological process: chloride transport; transmembrane transport. Lineage: Eukaryota; Metazoa; Chordata; Actinopteri; Gadiformes; Gadidae.